AACAAAAUUUGAAAAAGCAAAGUUGACAAAACCGUUAAUCGUGAAAUUAAAUCAUGGUUAAGAAGAAAUAAAUAUAUCGAUCAUUUAGGGAAUAUAAAUUUAAAGUGUGGUGAACGUGUUAAUGUUGGUAACAUGUUACUCCGCAUGAGACAUUUGUUACACAUAUUUCCGGUUUUGUAAAGUGAUUUUAACUCUAUUUUUUACGCGACAGGUUACUCGGACGUUGCUGUCCAUCAUUGGAAAAUAUUUAGGCACGAUUUCCAUGAGUGAUUUUCGAAAUACGCACAUUUUUGGGUGUCCAUUCGAGAUUCAAUGCGUAUAACAGUGACUCGAAUAAAUAUCACGGAAGGUAGUCAUCAAAUUUUAUCGAACAAACUAUUGUAUCGAAGAUUCUCUUGAAAUUUAUAAGAAUUGCAUAUGAAUGCAAAUUUCAAGUACUAAAAUUCAAGAAGAAAAUAUCGAUAGCUAUUUGAUAUACAACUAAAGCCAAUCAAAGAGUUAUCAUUUUCAAAUACUGAGAGAAAAUGUCUGAAACCAAUGAUGGUGCCGGUACAAACAACACUUGUGUUGUUUGCUAUAAAAAUGUUGAAAUAUUUAGUAUUGGCAAAUGUGAUCAUCCAGUCUGCCAUGAGUGCAGUACACGCAUGAGGGUAUUAUGCCGACAAAAUGAAUGCCCAAUAUGUCGUCAAGACUUGCCAAAAGUUGUCUUUACACGUAACAUCAAACCCUUCCGACAUCUUAGAAAAGGAAACUUGCUGGAUGCCCGAUACAAUAUAUAUUUUGACAGUGAAGAUCUCCAGGAAAAGUUUGUAAUGUUGUUAGCACACACAUGCACUAUGUGCAAGGAAAGGCAGGUUUUCAGCAAUUUUACCAGUCUAAAAGAUCACAUGAGAAGAACGCACGAGCUACAUUAUUGCGAACUUUGCGUAGAAAAUUUAAAGAUUUUCUCCCAUGAAAGGCGCUGCUAUACCAGGUCAGACCUUGCCCAACAUCGUAGGAAAGGUGAUCUGGAUGAUAAGAGUCACAAAGGCCAUCCUCUCUGCGAAUUCUGUGACCAACGAUACAUGGACAAUGAUGAGCUCUUUCGUCACUUGCGCAAGGACCAUUUGUACUGCCAUUUUUGCGAUGCAGACGGACUCCAUCAGUACUAUAGUUCGUACGACUAUUUGCGCGACCAUUUUAGGCUAGAGCACUUCCUCUGCGAGGAAGGUUCAUGUGCAACCGAGGAGUUCACUAGCGUCUUUAGGACGGAUAUUGAUCUGAAAGCGCACAAGGCCAGCACUCAUGGUAAACAGUUGGGCAAAGCAGCAGCAAAGCAGGCUAGGACGUUAGAGUUCGAGUUUACCUUGGCGCCACGUGGUGAUAAUCGAAAUCACAGAAGACCACCAGGAUCGCACAGUGCCAGGAACUCUAGAGAUUACAACAGCGGCAGAGACUACAAUAGCGGUAGAGAUUAUAACGCCGGCAGAGACUACAGUUCCAGAAAUUAUCAUCAGGAAGAUGGUGCUGUAGGAGGUUUAGAAUAUUUCCUUGCAGAACAAGAGCCGAUGUUCGUUCGUCAACCAUCUGUAGAUGUUCAGAGUACCCAGGAGUUUCCCACGCUGGGUAACGCAAGUGCGCCCAUACCGAAUGUUGCUCAACAGAAGAGUCGAGGGAACGUAACGAUCCGCAGCACCCUGAGGCCUCAACCAUUAUCUGUAACCGAUGAAAACUUUCCAGCCCUGGGACCGGAAUCAACAAGUACUGGUACCAUUUCUAAAACCGUUAAUCUCAGCGUGUCUAGUUCCAACAAACCUGGUCCUAGUAGGAUGCAACGUCAGCAAGGUACAUCCUCCAACUUGUCCAUCCGUGUUAAUCACAAACCUAAUGGUACCGUGACGACGAGAGUAUCUGGUCCUAAUAUUCGCAUUCGACCAUCUACCUUAUCGAUGGACUCGGACUUUCCUGCAUUAGGGCAUGCUGAACCAUCUACGAGUACAAACACUGCACAGUGGACUAAGGUGACCUGUUUAAAACCAGCCCAAAAUCCUACAACAAAAUCAAAGAAAGUCGCUUCACCGCCUCUGGCUCCUUCGCCUCCACCUAUUCAAUCAGGAGAAGAUUUCCCUAGCUUAUUAAAGCCGUCGAAGUCGAAAAAACAGUCAACCAUAUCCGUUGUGCCUGCUACACCUACCUGGACUCAGCCACAGUGUUCAGAUAACUCAGAAGCAAAAACCACGAAUGAUGUGAUGAAAGGCAAAGCGAAAAAGAAAAAAGCUAAACAAAAUUCUAAUGGCAAUAGUUCUAGCGGUAACGAGUUCAGUGGUUCAAAAACAAAUUCAAACAGUAUGCCAGCAGAGAAAGAAACGUCAAAGAAGACCAACGAUACCUCGAAAAAGACGAAGACGUCAUCGAAGAACGAUAAUACAAAUAAUAAAACCAGAAAUACCCCAUCGACUUCAACGGACUGCCAAGAAAAUUCUGUGAGAUUCGGCAAAACUACAGAGACAACAAAGAAGGACGAGGAGCAAACGAAAAAGGACAAGAAGAAGAACAAGAAUAAUACAAAUGAAGAUACUACGCCAUCCGCCACGAAUUCUUCAAGUAAUAUUUCCGGUUCUACCAGUACCAGUUCUAAUGGUGUCCAAAGGAAGCGCUCAGAAUUGAAAAUAGACAGUUUGAACUCGACAAUUAACAAUAUUAAUAAACCGGAGGACUUUCCAGCGUUAGGAACAAAUACAAGCAGACCACCAGGAUUUACGAAUCCACCGCCAGGAUUCACAUCAGCGCCACUACCUCCACCCGGCUUCUACGUCAAGCUCAAUAGCGUGCAACAACCGGAGACCAAUAACGGUUUAACGUUUACUAAUAGUUCCGGGGAGAGUUAUUCUAUUCUGCCAAAUAGCGAAAAAGAGGAGGAAAAUGUAUAUAGUUACGUACCGCCACCUGAUUUUCCAAAACGGAACAAAAAUCUCGUGGCUAAAGUAACGGAAGUUCUGGGCCAACAAGAACAAAUAGACGAGUUCCGGUACCUGAGUGGAUUAUUUCGACAAGGAACCUGCAGCGCAGAGGAUUAUUACAACCACUGUCGAGAUGCUAUGGGUUUAUCAGCUUUUGGCAGCGUAUUUUCAGAAUUACUUGUGCUUCUACCAGACAUUGAUAAGCAGCAGGAACUCUUCAAAGUCCAUAAAAAGGAAGGUGCGGGCAAGGUCAAAGGUUUAGAAAUGUGUGCGACCUGUGGUCAAGUACUAAAAAAUGGUUCGGAUCUCAGAGCUCAUCUAAGCAGUCACACUCUGGAAAAUCAUUUUCCUGUCUUAGGUAAAGCUGCACCGGUACAGAAUAAUGCCUGGGUGAAAAAGUGAACGCAGCCAAUAAAAUACCGAGGAAUAUAUAUUAUAGGUAGAUGAAAACAAUGGAUUAUCAUUAAGCUGAUGUUACGCGUGAACUACAUUAAUGAGUCUGCGAGAUGACAGUGAUACCAGGGUAAUAGAGUUUAAUAAUGAAGCGUGACUAAAAUUGUAGCAGCGUGUAACAGUCGCUUAACGAUACCAACAAUUUAAUGUUUAUGCCAUUUUUCUCGCGGUUUUGGAAGACUAUAAUUUUUCCUAAAAACCAUGAAAAGUCAACUAAACCUUUUUUACCCUUUCGAUCAAUCGCAUUAAGGAUAAUAUCAAAAAUCUUCUAACGUUAUCAACCUGUUGACAAACUCCGCCUAGAUUAUCUGAAUUAGAGCCGCUCUAUGCUUAUCAGAUAACGAUACUACUGUGAAAAAAAAGUUUAAAUACAAUUUCAUAGAGAAAGUUACUGGCUAAAUAUGGAUGAAGAUAUGCAGGGUGUCUCUUUAAGUUUUACAAUUUACAAAAAUAAUGAAAACUAUAUACAUUGGUUAAUGUUCUGACAGAUCAAUUCGAACGUAAUCUGUAAGAUAUAUAUGUUUACUUUUUAUUUUAUCAUUUAAUACAUACGUGUUCCGAGACCGUCGAGAAAUUAAGCGCAUGACAAUUCACGAACCAAGUGGUAGGCGUUCGCGAAUAACGAUGUUUUACGCGAAUACUUUGUAAUUUACGUGAAAUACGUAAACGCCGUGGCGUAAUGUACAUAAGUAUCUAGAAUUGUAAUUAAGAUUUCUCGUGUAAUUAUUUUGUGGCCGUUUGUGGAUGUAGAAGAGCUCUGUAAUAUCGAACAACGCAAACAGAUAACACCAAAUGUUAACAGAAAUCGUUUAAUACAUUUUAGAGAAACUCUUGUUGUACGACGAAAGUGCUGUUUUGUACAAUAAUAAAGUUAUACGUAAGGAUCUAA
Molecule: messenger RNA, 4281 nt
Organism: Cephus cinctus (wheat stem sawfly)
Lineage: Eukaryota; Metazoa; Arthropoda; Insecta; Hymenoptera; Cephidae
Product: E3 ubiquitin-protein ligase ZNF598
Exons: 3
Coding region: 525-3341 (938 amino acids)
Biological process (GO): protein ubiquitination; rescue of stalled cytosolic ribosome
Molecular function (GO): ubiquitin protein ligase activity; ribosome binding
Source: RefSeq, a predicted model, not a curated record